Messenger RNA from Alnus glutinosa, 1034 nucleotides. RefSeq names its product temperature-induced lipocalin-1. The record is from RefSeq and is a predicted model, not a curated record. Bases 176 to 733 code for a protein of 185 amino acids. The transcript is spliced from 2 exons. NCBI's taxonomy places the organism in Eukaryota, Viridiplantae, Streptophyta, Magnoliopsida, Fagales, Betulaceae.
UGGUGGCUUCUUGAGCCGUUCACGCCACAAAUGUAAGGUUGACAGUCCUCCGCGUGUCACAUCGUUGCCAACACAGACCUUCCAACCCUUUAUCAAGAAGCCUCAAACCCAGAGGAAGCAACAACAACCUCAAAGACUCUCUCUUUCUCUCCCCCAUUCCACUGUGACGGAAUCCAUGGCAAACAAAGAGCUGCAAGUAGUGAAGGGUGUGGACCUAAAGAGGUACAUGGGCCGGUGGUAUGAGAUAGCCUCAUUUCCAUCGAGGUUCCAGCCCAAGAAUGGUGAAAACACAAGGGCUACAUACACCUUGAGAGAUGAUGGGACUGUGAAUGUGCUCAAUGAGACCUGGAAUGAUGGGAAAAGAGGGUACAUAGAAGGCUCUGCAUACAAGGCUGACCCCAACAGUGAUGAGGCCAAGCUCAAAGUGAAAUUCUAUGUGCCUCCCUUCCUGCCCAUCAUCCCUGUGGUUGGUGAUUACUGGGUUUUGUUCCUUGAUGAAGAUUAUCAGUAUGCCUUGAUUGGCGAGCCUACCAGGAAGUAUCUUUGGAUAUUGUGCAGGCAAACCCAUCUAGAUGAUGAGAUCUACAAUCAGCUGGUUGAAAAGGCCAAUGAAGAGGGCUAUGAUAUGAGCAAGCUUCACAAGACGCCACAGAGUGAUACUCCACCAGAGGGAGAAGAAGGGCCCAAGGACACCAAAGGCAUCUGGUGGAUCAAAUCCCUUCUGGGGAAAUAGGGAUAAUCACAGUAGUGUAUUGGGGUUUCACUGUUCAAGUACAUGUGAAAUAAAAGAUGAAAACCCUGAUUGCAGCAUACAGAUUAGGGAUAUUUGUAUGUUGAUUUGCUUUUGUAGUUUCUUGUACAGCAAGAAAUGGCGUAGAGGUGUGUGUGUGUGUGUGUAUUGAGUUUUGACGCCCAAACUCAAACUCUGUUGUAGUUUAAGUUGUGGACUAUUUACCUAAAUCUCAUCUGCGUCCUGUUCAGUUUGCUUUCAUGUGAAAGCUUGAUAUAAUAAUGAGCUUGGUUGGCAAAUACAA